AUGCCAACUCCUAUGGCCACCGUCAUAGUCCACCGCAACGGCGUCCCCACUGCCAUCCAGGUGCCGGCAACCGGCAUCAUCCGCAAACAUCACCCAUCCUCCUCCGAAAAGGACUCAACCUCUGAUACCACCGACAGUCCCGUAGACCCGCCCCUCACGGCACGCCAACUUCGAUCGAAGCGUGCGACCGACACGUUCCUCGCUCGCCACGACCGCACCAGGAACCCGCGGUCCACUCCACGGACGCGUCACACUCACAAGAAUCCACGCCCCACCCGGCCCGACGCGCCCAGCUCCGCCCCAGAUGGCCUCUCCGAGGAUGACAGACCUAUCCGAGCUAGACAGACACGCAAGCCAAACACUGCCAAACACCCAGGCCCAGCUCCAUCACUCCAGCCUCGUCCAACUAUACCACCCGCUACGAUUCCCACUCCCCUUCAGACCUCCAAGUCGGCCAAAGGUUCCUCUACACAGAGCUCUCUACCGGACAUAUGGCGUCGAUCCCCUCCAACCACCCUAGCGCCCCAUCCCAUCACCCUCCCCAUUUCCACUUCACACAACACUCCACCCAUAUCAGCACCUAUUAAACACCACCAUGGGUCUCCACAGGCAACCAGUCCUGCCAUCCCAACCCUUGGGACAAGGCACUCACACCCAACCUUCCAUGAGGCCACUGCCUCGUCCUCCAAGCAAACCAAUUCCGCUGCAAAUCACGCACCGCCAUAUGAGUACACCCCCUACUCCCACACGCAGCUCUCUUCCCCACGGCCUGCUCCGUCCGAUGUACAGCCCUCGACCACCCCUACACAAGCACCUGGCCCCCCAUGUUCCGCCCCAGCUACAUCACCACCAACCAUGACGCCCUCCCGUGUCACGCUCUGGACCACCACAUACCCUCCCCAUGCUGACUACCUUAGCCCCAGUCAAGACACACGACUAGGCUCCCUAGUCCCCACCCAUCAGGACAUCCCACUCCACAACCCCGUCCCAUCACCGACAUCUCCCCCAGUUGGCCCGGAACGCCCAACCACGCCAACGGACACAUGCGCACUGGGCACACUACGCCCGACAUCCUUAAAAAUGCAGCUUCCCGAGCCCAACCCGACACAGAGCACCACCCAUCCAACGUUCGAGGAUAUGCCUACAUCCCCGGCCCCAACACCACCUGGCCCGGCACACACCCAUCCCUUCCCCCACACUGGCUCUCCCUCUCACCCAACCCGACCACCAACAGUCAAACGCCACCACUCCGACAUCGAACCCGACCUGGAUUUUUCACACCCCUCCUUCCACCUCCCGCCGACAAAGAGACACCACGAUAUGCGCUAUCCGCCCACCCCGCACUACCAACCAAGCUCCUAUGAACCUGGGCAGAACGAGCAAGAAGUAGCCGACACUACUAUCGAUGACGACGACCAGGAGGGGUAUGACGCCAACACAGCCCUCCAGUUUCCGGGCAUCCGGAACCUGCACGACGAAGGACAGCCAAUCCUGUACCGCACCAUGCAACGUUACUGGGAGCGGGAGGCACACCUCUUCCAAGGCUUCACCGCGGACGACGUUGCCGACGUAGAGCGACACUUCGCCGAUGCCAAAGUCCAGGAUAUCUGCCAGGAACGCUGCGGCCUUACCUUCCGGGGGGGUCUCCUCGAACACGGCCAGCAGCUCAUCGGGGACCCCCUCCAACGCACCAUCCAGGCCUGGGCAGCGCCACGACGUGGGUAUCCUUUUCUCCGCGACAUCUCUGUAGUUAUGAUCUACCAAUAUGCUGGUGUGCUCGACAACGGCCUCUCCUUCCACCAGCUCGAAUACCGCAAUCCAUCCAAAACUUCCCCUGGUGACCUCAUGUGCGCCCUCCGCGCCCUUGGGGCAACUGACGCCAUCAUCCAAAGCCAUACCCGGAUGUCCGGAACUCAUGGCCCACGCGACCACUGGGCUGCCAUCGGCUGUGUUAACUGGCCCUCGGAAGGCCAAUACCGCUUCCGCCUCGUCUUCCCCAGCCAGAGCAUGGCAGAAACGCUCACUCCCUUACGCGACCUCUGCUGGGACAACCCCACAUCCACCUUCUUCCACCCACAUGCCACCAGUGCCGCCACACUUGUGGAUACCAAAGUCCGCAUUGGCCGCCUCCCACCACUUACCACUACUGACGACAUCCUCGCUGCGCUUCGCGGCUCUCACCUCCCCACCCCAGACGUCGAUAUCACAGGGGACGGCUAUGCCACCCUCACUUUUGACACUCCAGCACCCAUAGCCUUUCUCUGGUCCACCUCUGGCCCACAUGGCGAGACCCGCCUAUAUAUCCGUGACACUGCCGUCCACCUCCACAUCCUCACCGGUCACCCCUGCCGGUCUGCUGCGCCGGUACAGUGCCGGGACUGUGGCCGCAACGACCACCACGGUCGACCCUGUGACCGCUUCACCUAUUUGGAACCACGGGAUCGCGCCCGCAGCAACUUCCAACACACCUCCACCACUCGCAGGGACCUACGUAGCCCUGACACACGCACGCGCAGUACAAGUCGCCACCGCCACGCGGGACACCACACACACUCCGCCCCCCAACACCCCGCCGCGGCAGGCCAACACCAACAACACCAACACCAAACCCAGGCCUGGCAACUCCCACUGCAGCGCCACCCGCACCAAGUCCCCGGACACACCACCAACCUCAAUCUAUUCCUCCGGCGGGAGCUCUCCACGUACGUGGACCAACGCAUAGUAUCGGCCACGACCCCACUCCGACAGGAGGUUGAGUCCCUCCGCGCUGACAAAGAAGCCCUGGCUGCACUUGUAUCCGCCUCCAGUGUUGCUUUCUCCACUCUGGAUGCGCGCCUCCUAGAGGAACGACGCCUACGAGAAGCCGCGGAACUUCUCCAAGCCGAGGACAACCGCUUACGCGCGGAGGCACACAUACGCCUGAACACCGUGGUCACACAACACGAGUCCCAACAGGCUGCCUUAACUGCACGUCUCCCAUACCUCGAAUCCAGCGUCCACACACUACUACAGGCCAUGCAGUCCGUAUCAUCUCAAAUGUCAGCCCUGGCAGGGCUCGGGCCCCUACCCGCCACCCUCCCACCCAAUGUGUCACCCGCCACUGACUCCACUGGGACCCUCCCGGGCACUGUGGAGGAUGCACUACCGGCCCGAGGACAAGAACCAGACGACACCAUGGGCACCGAGCCGGAGGAUCACUUUCUGCUCUGGAUCUCCUGCUACCCCCCCCUGGCCGCUGCCACCCUCUCUCUAUCACUGACAACACCCCUACCACCAUACAUCACUACACCGUCCCACCCCGCCCCGCCUUCAGCCACCUACACGACCCCACUACAAAAUCCUCUCCCGCUGAGUACCCUCAACAUCAACCACCCGCGGCAACGCCGCCGCCGACGCGCAUGGCGGAUCCACCGCCCCCCCCUCCCCCCACCCGACGCGGACACUGCCAGACACCAACUCGACAACAUCCUCCGGCGUGAAUCGCUCAAGGGCGAAGCGUACAUUGGAGACCCAGGCCACCCGUCUCCACCGGUGCUCCAGCUAGAUAGCCUGCGUAUUGCAUCCACCAACAUCAAUAAAAACACUGGCUCCCCCACUCCACACCUCAUGGCCAUUAGUAAUCACCGCGUCAGCAUUUUAUAUGACAUCCAACGUUGGCACCCACGCAUCGAUGCCCGGCGUACAACCUACUCCCCGACGGGGCGCAGUAUAUCCAUCUGUAUCCGCCUUGGCAAAGGCUCCCUCUUAACCCUCAUUGGCACAUAUUGUCAAGACUCUCCCGCAUCUCACCGCGAUACGACCGAGCAGGAAUGGCAAUGGCUCACCCAGGCCACCACACAAAUCCCUGGGCAACACCACUCUGUAAUCAUGGGGGGAGAUUUCAACACCUACGACACCAACCCCCUCGACCGAUCUGCCCCACAACCUCGCUCAGGCCACAGUCUGGACAUCGGCACCCCAACCGACAACGUCUCACCUACGCUCGCAACAACACUGCCGUCACCCUGGAUGACAUCUACAUCUCUGCACGAUCCGCCCACAAACGAAGUGCCAGUGGCAUAUGGCUCCAUACCAUCCACUCCAGUGACCAUGCCGGCACCCCCUUUCUAG
Aphanomyces astaci is the source of this 4110-nucleotide messenger RNA. RefSeq lists its product as hypothetical. The transcript has 7 exons. NCBI's taxonomy places the organism in Eukaryota, Oomycota, Saprolegniomycetes, Saprolegniales, Verrucalvaceae. Bases 1 to 4110 code for a protein of 1369 amino acids. The record is from RefSeq and is a predicted model, not a curated record.